UCUGUUUUUGAUUCUAUUGCUGUAGAACGUUUUACGGUUUAUGUGUCUCAAAUGACACAACUCCACAACCAGACUCCAAUGACGAAAGCUUACUAUAACUGAAACCUCUAUAUUCGGACAAAUUUCUUUCCACCACAAUUUAAAGUCAACACUAAGGGGUGUUUGUCGUUCGUUUAAAAAGAAAAAACCUCUUACAACAAACUGUGUCAAUAAAGACGAAAACUUUGUCACACUGUCUGUACACAAGGCCGCGAUGUUGAGCAUUCACACAAGGUUCUAACUUUCUGGCUCAUUUGAAAGCGGUUAGGCGGUGUGUCAGUUAUUAGAAGCUGGCCGAAGAUAUUGCACCGCAGGGAACAGAAAAUGAAGUGCGUCUGUGUGGUUUUAAUUUUAACGUACAUAACGCUGAUUGCUGCGGAAAGUAAUAUCGUAUGCUACUACGACAACCGUGCGGCCAGCUACGCUACGCCAACAGUUCCGAGAAGCUUCGCCACAACAAAUUGUACUCAUUACGUAUACGAUGGGGUUGGUGUGACGGCCCAAGGCGAAAUACGCAUACUGAGCCAGUACGACACAGCAGCUGGAUUUGAUGAUUUUCGAAACAUACGCACAACUAACAUCAAUGCCAAACUGUACGUGCUGCUUGGUUCCGAUCGUGACGGUGGCAAAAACUUGACCAAUGCCAUCGCAACGCGUAGUGAAAAGUUAGUGAACAGUGUCGCCAUCUUUCUGGAACAGUACAACUUUGAUGGUGUGGAACUCGACAGACGCACCAGUUCGAGAAACGAUUUUGAUAAGAGUACUUUGGCACGAUUCGUCAACAAACUGCGCUCGAGAUUGUACAUGAUUAACAGGCAACUGGCCGUGUCCGUUACGGCAGAAUUCACCGAUGCGUACGAUAUCACUUCGCUAAGCUUGUAUGCCGAUUUGAUAAACCUUCAUGCUUACAAUUUCACGACGAGCACCGUUAAUACGGUCGCUAAUCUGGCCCCGCUGUUCUCGAGCACUCCAAACAAUGUCGUCAGUGUGAACUCAACCGUAACAUCUUGGCUGGCGGCUGGCGCUCGCAAGAAUAAACUAAACCUAGUGGUGGCCACUUAUGCCCGUACGUACGUACUGACCAAUGAAAAUCAACGUGCAGUAGGCUCAGCCAGCACGGGACCCGGCGAGGCUGGUUCGAAUACGAAACGGGCCGGUCUAUUGGCCCGAUACGAAAUCUGCAACCAGCUCAGUGAGUACGGUACGGUGAGCGAUACUGUCACUGCAACCACGUAUUACUUCAAAGGCAAAAGUUGGAUCACCAUCGAGACGGAGGACACGUUGGUGCAGAAGUUUACCUAUGUGCUCGAUAACACGCUGGCCGGUGUAGGUAUCUUUACACUUGAUCUGGACGAUCCGGACAACACGUGCGGUACUGGAGCGCAUCGUGCCUCGGAGCUGGCUCAUCAAUACUUUGCAACGGACUAGAAUCAACUUGGAAUCUUUGUGCUGCAUUUGUAGAAAACCUUGAGCACCGUGGUGUAAUAAAUCCCUUCCCAACUACUCCAAAACACCAUCCGUUCGGCAGUGUGCAUACAUCCGUGACUUUUUGUUUUAACAAUCAUUUUUAGUAUUGAGGAGAAUUAUGUUGCAAACAAGGAGUUACAUAUUUUUGCUACAUCGUGUAUACUGAAUUCAGGUUCAAAUAACGAUUUUUGUUUGAGCAUCCGAUGAAGCGGAUGUAUACACAUGUCGAUAGCUACACUUUGUGGCAUCAGAGCUACUACACGGAGAAACAGUUAAAGAAAUAGUCGCAAAAAUGGAUUAUUUACAAUAUUUACAGUAGAAGGUGUGUGCUUUGAAAGUUUUAUUUACAUUGGAUUGAAUGUUUGAAGGUGGUUUUAUUUACAAGUGUGUGUGUGUAGGUUUUUUAGGGUGGGGAAGAAAGUUUAGAUUCCAUUAAUACAAGAUCAAUAAGGAGUAAAAUAAAUCCACUGCAAUGACUUACAUUUUUUUUUAUUCAGGAACUCGAUGAAU
Messenger RNA from Anopheles funestus (African malaria mosquito), 2016 nucleotides. RefSeq names its product probable chitinase 10. Gene Ontology annotation, biological process: carbohydrate metabolic process; chitin catabolic process. Bases 364 to 1467 code for a protein of 367 amino acids. Gene Ontology annotation, cellular component: extracellular region. Gene Ontology annotation, molecular function: chitinase activity; chitin binding. The transcript has 7 exons. The record is from RefSeq and is a predicted model, not a curated record. Lineage: Eukaryota; Metazoa; Arthropoda; Insecta; Diptera; Culicidae.